Molecule: messenger RNA, 2079 nt
Organism: Lates calcarifer (barramundi perch)
Lineage: Eukaryota; Metazoa; Chordata; Actinopteri; Centropomidae
Gene: plekhb2
Product: pleckstrin homology domain containing, family B (evectins) member 2
Exons: 8
Coding region: 179-850 (223 amino acids)
Biological process (GO): regulation of cell differentiation
Cellular component (GO): membrane
Source: RefSeq, a predicted model, not a curated record
ACGUUCGCCAGAGAAUAACGGCAGUGUACCGGCGACAUCCUCUCGGCCUAUCGGUCAGGCUUUUUCACUCCAAGUUGGGCAUCGUCUUUCGUGGAUAUCUUACUUCCGUGUCUGGUGUAUCCUCACGAAAGAUUACAUUUUUCUCCGAACAUACAAGUAAUCGAGUGUUGCUUCCAAGAUGGCUAUGGUGAAGAGUGGUUGGCUCCAUCGACAAAGUACUAUACUGCGCCGGUGGAAAAGAAACUGGUUUGACUUGUGGGCUGAUGGACGCCUUGUUUUCUAUAAUGAUCAACAACGCCGUGACAUGGAGGAUGAUAUUCACAUGAGGGUGGACUGCAUUAACAUCCGCAGCUCUGCUGCAUGUCAAGAACUAAACCCUCCAGAUGGGAAGAUGCGUGAUGCCUUGCUCCAGAUAGUGUGCAGAGAUGGACGGGUCAUCAGCCUGUGUGCAGACAGUGCAGAUGAUGCUCUGGCAUGGACCAUGGCACUUCAGGAUGCCAGAAUUAAUGCGGUGGUUGCUACUCCUCAGGUCGGCUUUGCACAGGAGGUGAUGGCAUCUGCUCCGCCACCCUAUUCAGAAUAUGCCCCCCCACCUCAGGCCUAUGCCCAAGGUCCAUAUGGAGAAUAUGCUGCACCUCCCCCACAUGCCACCCAGAUCGUAUACUCUGCUGAUGGACAGCCCUACGCUGUUGCUUAUCCAUAUCACUACCAAGGUGGGUACCCUGCUCCUGGAAUGAACCAUGUUAUUAUUCGGGAGCGCCAGCGCGACGAUGGAGGAGAUGUAGCUUUGGGCAUGCUCGCCGGAGCAGCGACCGGUUUGGCACUUGGCUCUCUCUUCUCUGUCUUUUAGUGUCUUGACUAAUGUACCACCAGUAGCACACAGUUCCCCCAGUUGUCACAGCAUUCAGCUUCUUCUUUGUGCCAUCACAUGAGUUGGAGUGAAAUGUGUCUGUUGGGCUACUUCCAUCGAUGAAGCAUGAUUGUGAUGGACAGGCAAACUACUCCCUAUGUAUCCAAUAUAUACAGUAAAUACUGUUAGCACUUUCUUGUAUGCCCCAUGUGGCAGUUUCCCCACUCCCUUUGUGUUGUUUGAAUAUGAAUGUUCUUAACCAAAAAGUACAACAAUUAUUCACUUGUAAGUUCUUUAAAUGACAGGAAAGAUGCUACUCCUCCUAUGUACACUUCAGGUCCUGUCUCAGUCAGGUUUGUUUCUGAUUCAUGGAGCACAUUUGUCUUUUAUUUUUGCAGAAUUAUGUUAAGUGUCAUGACUUGGUGUUUGUUUUUUACAGGUUGUCUGUUUACUCUACCUUAUUGACUUUGUUUUACUUGUCUGUUUUGGUUGUGAAUAUGCAGUUGUUUUCUUAGCUCCUAGGGUUAUAUGUGGUGGUGGCAAGAGGAGUGUGCACGUACAAAGCAAUAAUCACUUUUAUUGUAGCAUUUUGAGGUACACAUUUGGUGGUAUCAGUUUGAGAUAGGUAUCUGAUGUUUUCACCACAAAUAAGUCUGUAUAAGGAAACACUGGCAUCUGCAUCAUGUGCUUUGAAGUGAAAAGGGAAGGCGUUGCUAUUGACUCACGUAUAUAUGCAUGCAUUAUUUAUGGUUCUUUUUUCAUUGGCAGCUGUGGAAUCAUCCUUUUCAUUUGAAGUGUUUUAAUUGGUAUUUCUGUUUAUCAUUUCAGUUUGCACAAAAUACUGAUCAGGUUAAUCAGUCUAGAGAUUUAGCUACAUUUCAGUCAGCCUUGACGUAAUUUUCACCCAAAAUUAACUUGAGCCUUUUAUUCAUAUUUAUUAUAAGUGCAUUUAUUCACUUUAAAAUAGCACCUUCUGCUAAAUAGAAAACAUUUUGGUGUGCUUUUCAAUCAAAGAUACUACAUAUCUACACUAACUGAUAUAUCAGACUAGUAUUUCCAAUGAUUUCCGUUUUGCAAAUUAUCAGCUUGUGCAAGCAGCGUAACAUUGAUGUCAUUUUUUCUACUGGUCUUAAAUUGAUGUGAAAUUAGUUUACCCUGCAUUUAAAAUAAAUAUCUAUGAUAGUUAACUAUGAGAUGUAUUUUAACAAUUAAAUAUAUUCACAAAGUCA